UGGCACGGACUUUAUAUCUCAGGCGCAUCUGCAACUGCGGACCACACAACAGCUCUGCUCUUUGGUGCCGGGAUCUUGAAUAGGCGUGUUUCCCACCGUGUAGCGCAGGCUUUUCAAACCAGUCGUAAGUUUCGUCGCCCGUCUUUUCGAUUUUUCUCGCCUGGCCAGGACUCGUCGCAGGUAUGAUGUACGAAGGAAGUGAGGACUAUAUCAGCCAACGGGCCAGGGCGCACGCCUUUGCCCUUAACAGCAUUGUGCCACCGCCACCUCGGAGUUUCCCGUACCCUGGUCUGCCCAUGCAGCCGCCUAACCAUAACGCUCUUUCUUUCUCCGGAAUGUCAGAGAGGAGUUCGCACUUCGGCGAUUUCACUCCACUCCCAGGUCCGAAUGACCACAAGUCAGCAGCCGCUGCAGCAGCUACCCAGCAGAUGAUGGCCGCAGCGGCAGCAAUGCGCCAACCGGACAUCUCCAUGUCCUCCUCACCAGCCAAGGACAUCAAAGUCACCCUGGAGGGACGUGAACUGUGGCAGAAAUUCCACGAGAUCGGGACUGAAAUGAUCAUAACCAAGGCUGGCAGACGCAUGUUCCCAACAUUCCGAGCCACCCUAACAGGCCUGGACUCCAACGCCAAGUACAUCCUCCUAAUGGACAUCGUCCCUGUUGACGACACCAGGUACAAGUACCACAACUCCGAAUGGGUGGUAUCCGGGAAAGCCGAGCCCCACAUGCCUAGCCGGCUUUACAUCCACCCGGACUCGCCGGCAACUGGAGCUGUCUGGAUGAAACAGGUAGUCACAUUCAACAAGCUUAAACUGACCAACAAUAACCUGGAUCAACACGGACACCAGAUUAUUUUAAACUCCAUGCACAAGUACCAGCCUCGCUUUCACAUUGUCCAGGCCAAUGAUGUUUUCAGUCUGAGAUGGAAUUCGUUUGUGACGUUCGCUUUCCCGGAGACGACCUUCAUUGCCGUUACUGCUUACCAAAACGAAAAGAUUACCCAGUUGAAGAUUGAUCACAACCCAUUUGCAAAGGGCUUCCGGGACAACGGUAUGGCAAGAAAGGGGUCGAGGUUAGCUUUGAAGAGAACGACAUCGACAAAAAUAGAAGAUCUCGAUGACAAACGAGACUGCAACCCGAACGACAACUCAAAGGCAUCAGAUCACACCAUCUUGAAAAAGGAAAAACACGAUAGUAGCUCGUCUCCCAUUGGCUGUGAACUCGAUGCUGGUGGCACAACCUCCAAUCACCAGCCGCGAGACACGAGCAACCGUGGUCUGGACGACGGACUUUUUGGUUGCGACCCACUCAGCGCUGGAGAUGGUGAUUUGACGCGUGUCGACGAGGCGGGGACCUCACACUGUCACAAAGGAGGAAUGCCCAAACCGAGCGCUAGCAUGGGCCACACCCUGCAUAAAUCCAGAGCAGGAAUGGGCAGCGGAGGGCUUAGCGUUGACGCUGAGGGAAACUGCACGGAUGCGCGUUUAUCAGACUAUACGGGCACAACAAGCAGCGGUGUGGUCGACCAACUCUCCCCGUGUUAUUCGCAAGAUCACGGCGGGGUCAUGACUGACGAUCAGGGUUUAUCAUCAGCACAGCCAGCUACGGCCCUCGCCGUAGCCCAGCUAGCAAAAGACAGUGUACACGGGCAGGAUUACCGCUCACUUUCAAUGUUCUCAGUGUCAAACCAAAACCAGUGCAUGGGACAGACGGUUCACCCUCUGCAGAGUACAUCCAAUAUGUACAUGCAGAGUUGUGAACCACAUAUGUAUAACUCGGGUGGGUACCAUCACACAGGUACGACCAUGGCAUCAAGUAUGGCACACCUUCAUGCGCAACAGGCGCAGGCGCAUGCCGUCAGACAUCUUGCUGCACAGCAGAAUAUCCCGGCAUGUAAUGGGAUGACGUCACUGCACGGACCGUCGCAAUUCCUGCAUGGGGGUCAUACGAGUACCUCCUCGGAUGCGAUGGGGCUGAACUCAAAUGUUUACAUGUCCAAUCAUUUCUCGGGCCACUCUGUGAAGUUCCCUAUGUGACUAUGCUAACACCCCACACACACCCCUCACGUUACCCUGAUUAAUGGACUGGUACCCCGCAGGCACCCUAAUGGAAAGUCACCAUCCUGAUUUUUGUGUUCAGCACGACGGGAGCACCAACGAAACCUCCUUGGUUGCAAUACAAAGAACUCAUUUGUAUAAUGAAUUACUAUUAUAUAGAUAUUGUUUUCUCGUUUCUUUCGAUUACAACAUCAUUGCUAUUGUUUUGACCAAGACUAAAAUUAGAAGUUAAACAGUAGGCUACUUAUACAUCAUUAUUUAUUACAUGUUAAACCAUGAUUAAGGUAUCACAUAAAGAUUUGCUCUCAGUGUUGUCAAGCCAAGUUUUGAACGGCAACUAAAAUAAUUUACAACCAAACAUAAACAUGUUCUAACGCUUGUAAGAGAUGGAACAUUAUUACACUUUAACACCCAUAAGCCUUUCAGCUUUAUACUUCAUGAUUAUUUUGUCAGCUGCAUACAGUUAAGUCAAAGGGCGCCCUCAGUGUUAUGUGCGUGGAAAGGACGUGCCAACAAUACACGCACAUGUUUUUGUAUAACUCAAAGGGGGCACAUCCUAAAAACCUCUCAUAAUUUGUUGAUUGGUAUUUAAAUGCUUUCUAUAGAAUUGAUCCUCCACAAAAGACAUAAACUGUGGUAAAAUUAGUGACAAAUCUUACUCUUCGAUACGACAAGCGGUCCGCUAUUGAGUUAAAGUGGUUUGAAUUAGAGGACUGUGCUAUCUGUAAUGAAAUUACAUCAAAAACACAAUUUCAAGGGAUAUUAAAUGAAAGUAAUUAUAUUCUAACACAUGGAAAUUCUACUUUUAAAAUAUCUUUCCCAACAUUCAUUUCAGUACAAUUGCUAUUAUUGUCCAUGGCCCCAAUUCAAAGGCAAAGUGCCCCUGGCCUCAUAAAAUGUUGAGAAUUUGUUAUCAAACUAGGACAGUUUGUAUAAAAAGAAUGGUGAAUAUCAAACUCGAAUUGGCGGCUACAACUACGGCCAAGUCUACGGCUAGGGCGUCCUUAGCAACACUCUUAGCAACAGCCGUAGUCAUAUAGCUGUGUUAUCCGCCAAUUCGAAUACGACCUCACACUGUAUUGUUGUUAUUGUUUCAAGUUAUGUAUUUUUUUGUAUAAUAUAUUUGUGAAUUAUUGAUAUUUGUAUAUUUUGGC
This is a messenger RNA of Asterias rubens (European starfish), 3211 nucleotides long. RefSeq names its product T-box transcription factor TBX2b-like. Gene Ontology annotation, molecular function: DNA-binding transcription factor activity, RNA polymerase II-specific; RNA polymerase II cis-regulatory region sequence-specific DNA binding. Lineage: Eukaryota; Metazoa; Echinodermata; Asteroidea; Forcipulatida; Asteriidae. Bases 183 to 2036 code for a protein of 617 amino acids. Gene Ontology annotation, biological process: regulation of transcription by RNA polymerase II; cell fate specification; positive regulation of DNA-templated transcription. The transcript has 7 exons. The record is from RefSeq and is a predicted model, not a curated record. Gene Ontology annotation, cellular component: nucleus.